UUUUGAGUUUAUUCAUGCCGUACCACGGCCUAGUCAUGUAUUGUGUGACGUAUUCUCUUUGUCUCACGUGAACAUGUUGGAUUAUUUGCAAAUACGAUAACCUGGCCAGUUAACCUACUGUUGUGAAAACAGUGGGUGGACCAAGCAGUCCAAACUGAGCUCUUUCAAGACCUCACAACGUUACGUACGCAGAGAGGGACUGGUCGUCGCUGAAACACGAAUCUAAGACAAGCUUGUACGUGUGGCGGUCAUCUAUACAAUAACUUGUGUAGUUAUAUAACCUGGGCCGCAAAUAACCACUGUCUUGUCAUCUCUGAGACGCUGAAGCGAUCACAUGUAUGCAAGCCUUCCAGUGAGACCACAUCACCCUGUGUCGUUGUCAGACUGAUAACCCUAGCCGUACAGGUCAUCAAGAGUGCCUCAGCUGUGUAAGCCAGUUACAGAAGCUAUUACUUGUAAGGACAUUUCACCAUGGAUGAAAAAGUGGACUUAUCUGCCACCGAUCUACGUCAGCGCACCAACUACAAUGUCAACCGACCAGUUUAUACUGAAGAUGAAUUCCACCUUGGCCAUCAGGUAGCUGAUGUAUCCAAAGAGACAGUGCCACAGAAGAUCAAAAAAUACUUCCAAAAACAGUGCUCAUGUUCACCCAAGUGUUUGAAGGAGUUUGUGCUGGCUAAGAUCCCCAUACUAGACUGGAUGCCAAAGUAUUCAAUACGGGAAGACCUCGUCGGAGAUAUCUUAGCUGGCAUUACUGUAUGCGUACUCAAUAUACCACAAAGUCUGGCCUUCGCUCUGUUGGCAACCAUGCCACCUAUCUAUGGUUUAUAUGUUGCGUUCUUUCCGAUUCUCGUUUAUGCCUUCUUCGGUACUUCCCGACAAAUGGCAUUUGGUUCAUUUGGUGUGGUCAGCCUGAUGGCUGGAUCAGCCGUGGCUAAAGUUCUAGGACCACCGCCGGAAGCGCCUGCACCAUUAGCAGAUGCCAAUGAUACAGAAGCCAUAUAUAAUUUUCUUAACAGUAGCGGUUCUAAUAUCACAGAUGACGCUAUUAAUGAUUACGAGUAUCAGAAACUGUUAGCCAUGACCAGUUUAACAUUGAUGAUAGGUUUGGUACAGAUUCUCCUGUCUGUUUUUCAUAUGGGCUUUGUGACGGUGUAUUUAUCAACACCGCUCGUAAGAGGUUUCACUACUGGAGCUGCCUGUUACAUCUUUACAAGUCAAAUUAAAUUUUUAUUUGGAUUGUCAAAGUAUAUUCCACUCUACACAGGACCCUUCUCACUGGUCUAUACGUACAUUGACAUUUUCAAGAAUAUACAUCAUUCCAAUUAUAUAGAAGUCAUACUCUCGGUUUGUGUAUUAAUAUUCGUAGCCGGCGGGAAAUAUCUUGCCGACAAGUAUCGAAACAAGAUCAAAUUUACCAUGCCUGUGGAACUUUUUGCUAUCAUCAUCGGUACAGCGGUGUCUUAUUUACUCGAGCUGGAAGGCAAACACCGUGUGGAUAUUGCCGGCGAGAUUCCACAAGGACUUCCAGCUCCAUUUGUACCACCCAUACAUUAUGGGUUAUCUAUGAUUGGUGAUGCCAUUUCAAUUGCCAUUGUGGGGUUUGCUGUGUCGGUUUCCAUGGCAACUACUUUUGCCAAGAAGAAUAACUAUGAGAUUGAUGCUAAUCAGGAAAUGUUUGCCUAUGGUAUUUCCAAUUUUGUUGCUGGUUUCUUCUCGUGCUUUGUAUCUGCAUGUUCAUUGGCUCGUAUGUUGGUCUACGACAGUGCAGGUGGCAAAACUCAGUUUGCUGCUAUUGUGAAUUGUAUAAUAAUUCUCAUUGUGUUAUUGGCACUUGGACCUCUGUUUGAAGCACUGCCAAAGGCUGUUCUGGGUGCCAUUAUAGUUGUAGCGUUACAAGGAAUGUUUAAACAGUGCGCUGAUUUACCAAUCUUAUGGAGAACUUCCAAGAUUGAUUUUGCCAAAGAAGUGAAUGGUAUCAAAGUAAUAUCCAGUGGAUCUACGCUGUAUUAUGUGAACUGUGAAUAUUUCAAAAACCAGGUGUACAAGCUAACUGGUGUUAAUCCAACAACUGUCAUGGCUGCCAAGGCAGAAAUUGAGAAAAAAAUGAAACAACAGGAAAUUGAAAGACAGAAGCAGAACAAAAAGAAAGCAAAGGAGAAUGGAACAACUAUCAGUGACAAAGAGCAGGUUGACUUUGUGCCAAACCAUGAUGCCAGUGAAGAAGUCGCACUGAGUAUGCCACAAUUACCUCAUUUACAUACCAUCAUCAUCGACUGUGGCACGUUCAAUUUUAUCGACGUUAAUGGAGUGACUGUAUUGACUAAUUUGGCUAUGGAUUACAAGAAGAUCGGGAUCCGGGUGUUGUUAGCUGAUUGUCAAGGCAAUGUCAAAGAAACAUUGAACCGCUGUGACUACUUUGUCAAGAUGGAAAAGAUUGAGAUACCUGAGUGUUUGUUUGUCACAGUACAUGAUGCAAUACUCUAUGCCACUUCUGUCAAUUCUGAGAAUCAAAAUGAGCCUAUGGAUAUUAAGAAUGAAAGCUCAGUUGAAACAAAAUUCUAAUUAUCCAACGAAUGAAUACAACCAGCACUUUCAUCUCAGGAGUCUCUCUGCUUCAUUGUUGUAUUCUACGACCCUUUUUUUUUCAAUAUUAAACAUAAGAACUGAUCCCCACUCCACGGUCACAUUCAUGUGAGUGGUAUUUGUAACACCAAACUCGUGACUGCUAUCAAAAUAUCAGUGUACAUGUACUUAGAGCGAGUGCAAUGCAUUAUGGGUGGGAUAUGUAUGCAAUUUCUAAUUUUGACCUUUAUAUGCAAGUAUGACCUUUUGCAUGCAUGCAAAUCUAUGAAACACAUUUGCAUAAAUAUUUUUAAAGGAAGCGGUGGUUGUUUUUUAACGUUAAAUCUUUUAUUCUCAUCAAGUACUAGGAUUGGCUGCUUUUAAUUACUUUUUUUAUUGAUAAUUGUUGUUAUUUUCAGUAGCGAUGUCUGUGUCAUGUUUUCUUUUGUGUUUAUCUACUGUUGCUUGUGUGACAUUGUCUGUCUCGUGGACAUUGUCUGUCCCGUGUAACACCUCAUGUGAUAUACUUGCAAAGUGAUAACACUCUAAAUCUGUUACCCACCAUAAUAUUAAAAUCAUGAUACUGUAUUUGCUCUAUUAGUAGCACAUUUGUAAAUGAUGAAACGGUAUCUAUGUCCAAAAUAAUUCGUAUUUUACAGACAAUAGUGCAGUAAAUGUAAAGAAAUACACAUAUUGAAGUUGUGCUUUCAAUCAAGCAAAUAAACUAGAACAUCCUCUCUAAAAAUAAUACAUACAUGCAUUACUUCUACAUAAUUGUGUAAUUCACUGGGGCCACAUUAUCAGUUUUCAUAUUUUUUUUUCCAUAUUUUAAUUAUCCUUUUGAAAACUUUUUCUGCUUUGAAAUUAUUUUACAAAACUGUAUGAUUUCUGCUGGUUUUCAUCAUGUAAAUUCUUUUAGCGUUUUACGAAUGGCGCUGCCACAACAAUUGUCAUCCUUAAAGCAGUGUACCCAUAUCUGGGCUGAACUUGACCAGUAUUUAUACCAAGUAUAAUUAGUAACUCUGAUGUUUACACCUUAUUUUAUUUUUAAACUCAGUUUUUGGUUAUAUUAAUGUUCAUAUUUUAGUUACUCUCACCUCAAAAAAAAACAUCUUUAUAAAUAUGGAUUUCAAUAAUUCAAACUUAAACAAGAGGUUUUCAUUGGCUGAUUGAAUAGCACUGGAACAUUGGUUGGAAUCAACUGCCAUUGAAAUUUAUAAAUAUUAACAAAAAUAAAGGGAGUGCCUUUGUUCUGUUCUGUUGUUGAGUAUUGUCCAGUGCUUUUUUUCUUCAGGUUGAAGAAAUUUUUCGAUUUUGACAAAAUUCUUUGAAUCAGUCAGUGCCUUUCCAUGUUCAUAAUAAUCUAGAAACAAGGAAUUAUCAAUGUCCAGAAACAAAAAUAUUCAGGAUGUUUAACUAUUUUUUCUUUUUCAUGAAUUAGAUUAAUUGAA
This is a messenger RNA of Saccoglossus kowalevskii, 4016 nucleotides long. RefSeq names its product prestin-like. Gene Ontology annotation, biological process: transmembrane transport. NCBI's taxonomy places the organism in Eukaryota, Metazoa, Hemichordata, Enteropneusta, Harrimaniidae. The record is from RefSeq and is a predicted model, not a curated record. Gene Ontology annotation, cellular component: membrane.